Molecule: messenger RNA, 2094 nt
Organism: Gallus gallus (chicken)
Lineage: Eukaryota; Metazoa; Chordata; Aves; Galliformes; Phasianidae
Gene: DRD3
Product: dopamine receptor D3
Exons: 7
Coding region: 70-1347 (425 amino acids)
Biological process (GO): adenylate cyclase-inhibiting dopamine receptor signaling pathway; adenylate cyclase-activating adrenergic receptor signaling pathway
Cellular component (GO): plasma membrane
Molecular function (GO): dopamine neurotransmitter receptor activity, coupled via Gi/Go; G protein-coupled receptor activity
Source: RefSeq, a predicted model, not a curated record
GGAGGCGGCACCGAGCCCGAGCCCCGCUCGGCCGCGGCGGCGGGGCCCGGUGGGCAGGGCAGCAUCCCCAUGGCACUCUUCACAAGAGCCAGCAGCCAUCUUAAUACCACCAGCUCUGUUCCCUGUGGAGCAGGUAACACAACAGAACCUGACCUGCCACGUUCACACGCCUACUAUGCCCUCUGUUACUGCAUCCUGAUUUUGGCUAUCAUCUUUGGGAACGUGCUGGUCUGCUUAGCUGUGCUGAGGGAGCGCACCUUGCAAACCACCACAAACUACCUUGUGGUAAGCCUAGCAGUGGCGGACUUGCUGGUGGCUACUUUGGUGAUGCCAUGGGUAGUGUACCUGGAGGUGACUGGGGGAGUCUGGACUUUCAGCCGCAUCUGUUGCGAUGUCUUUGUCACGAUGGAUGUCAUGAUGUGCACAGCCAGCAUUUUAAACCUCUGUGCCAUCAGCAUUGACAGAUACACUGCAGUGGUGAAACCAGUGCAGUACCAGUACAACACUGGGCAGAGCUCCUGCAGGAGGGUCUCUCUCAUGAUCGUGGUAGUCUGGAUGCUGGCAUUCGCAGUGUCAUGCCCUCUCCUCUUUGGCUUCAAUACUACAGGGGAUCCCAGUGUCUGUUCAAUAUCCAAUCCUGUUUUCAUAAUCUACUCCUCUUUGGUAUCCUUCUACCUCCCCUUCAUGGUGACCCUUCUGCUCUAUGUCCGGAUUUACCUCGUGCUAAGACAAAGGCAAAAGAAGAGAACCCUCAGUCGGCAGUGCAGCUACAGCGCCAGCACCAAACCAUGUUAUACACACAAAGAACACAACAAGAGGAAAACUUUGCCAAACAGAUGCCAGGACCCAUUUUCCCCUUGUCUCCAGCUCAAAUGCUCAGACCAGGAGAUGUCUACCAAAAGAAAGUUGCUGACUGCCUUCAGCCUCCAGCAGUACCGCAGCUUCUGCCAAGAUAGAUCUCUCAGCGAGACACCUGGGACUCCACAACAUAACAGGCUGGAAGAGAGGAGAAAGAGUAAGAACCCUGGGCUGGAGGUACAGAGGCUCAGUAAUGGCAAAACUGUCAGCUCUCUGAAGCUAGCACACCAGCAGCCCCGGCUGAUCCAGCUUCGGGAGAGGAAGGCUACACAGAUGCUGGCUAUUGUCCUGGGGACAUUCAUAGUCUGCUGGAUGCCAUUCUUCUUGAUUCACAUCCUCAACGCCCACUGCCCCGCCUGCCAUGUGCCCCCAGGGCUGUACAGUGCCAGCACCUGGCUUGGUUAUGUCAACAGCGCCCUCAAUCCCAUCAUCUACACCACCUUCAACACCGACUUCCGCAGAGCCUUCCUCAAGAUCCUCUGCUGCUGACAGCAGGGCCAGCAUUUCUGGUUGUUCUGGGAAUGCACUGAACCUCAUCCAAAGCAUGGCCAGAAUAAGGAUUCAUCCUGACUGCUGCAGUACCUGCUCUCACAGCACAGCCCUGGGGAGCCAGUUUCGAUAACAUCCCUUCAGUAAGAAAGGACUAGCACCUCAGGCCAGUUCAUCAGCCCCAUUGCCAACCCAGAUGUCAGCACGCAGGCUGGCCUGGUUUCCCACAGCCGUUCCAGAGCAGUCCUUCCAUGGUUUCCUUUCCCCAUGCUAUUUCACAAAUCCAUCUCCAGUAGUUCCUAGGUCAAAACACCAAAUGAGUCCAGCUAGGCCAUGUCAGCUGGUCUCAUGCCAGAGCAGCCUAAUGCUCUUCUCCCUGUACAGAAAAACCCAUCCUGGGACAGUCCUGAUGUUUCUCCCAUUUUCACCUCUCACUGUACAGGAUCCAGAGAGACUCACCAGGGGCCCCAGCUCUUUCUCCCAAGCUUUGGCUUAGCAGUGUUGUUAGCGACACGUUUGACAGCUUUGGGCAUAACUACAAGUCAUCUCUGCCUUCUACACCUUGGCUCCUCCAUCCAGGCAGUGCUUCCUUUCUUUCCUAAUACAAAGACAAAACAUUGUCCUUCUUUUGUUUGAUGGGUUUUGGGGUGGGACGCUAGUGAACACCAUGUAUUGUUUGCGUGGAGAGAUGCUUUUCAUACUGUAUUGUAACUGCAUUAAUACAAUAAAACACACAUCUAAUUGGAA